AUGUCCACUACCCGAUACACAGACAAAAACCCUAUCAACGUUGCUGGUGGCUUGAAAGCAGCCAUUCACAACCCAAAUGUCUCUGAGGAGGCUAAAGAACGCGCUGCGGAACGUCUCCACGAGAUGGGCGCCGACAAUCAGAAUCAAAGUACCCCGCAAAAUCUGACAGGAUAUAGUGACAGCGAAUCCAUUACGCAACAAGACAUUGCUUACGCCCGCGAAAUAUUGGAGGCGGUAGGGUACAGCAUCGAAAAACCUGCUGAGAGUACGCAUGAUGAGCAUCAGACUCGCGUUCUUGCUGGUUACAAGGCUGCAUUGAGCAAUCCUCAUGUUUCCAAGGAAGCCAAAGCGCAUGCCCAAGCGUACUUGAACAAGCACGGAGCUGCCUGA
This is a messenger RNA of Pleurotus ostreatus (oyster mushroom), 390 nucleotides long. RefSeq lists its product as uncharacterized. The coding region runs from base 1 to 390 and encodes 129 amino acids. Gene Ontology annotation, cellular component: cytoplasm. The record is from RefSeq and is a predicted model, not a curated record. NCBI's taxonomy places the organism in Eukaryota, Fungi, Basidiomycota, Agaricomycetes, Agaricales, Pleurotaceae. The transcript has 4 exons.